Messenger RNA from Ceratotherium simum simum (southern white rhinoceros), 2057 nucleotides. RefSeq names its product ZFP69 zinc finger protein B (gene ZFP69B). NCBI's taxonomy places the organism in Eukaryota, Metazoa, Chordata, Mammalia, Perissodactyla, Rhinocerotidae. The record is from RefSeq and is a predicted model, not a curated record. Gene Ontology annotation, biological process: regulation of transcription by RNA polymerase II. Gene Ontology annotation, cellular component: chromatin; transcription regulator complex; PcG protein complex. Gene Ontology annotation, molecular function: RNA polymerase II cis-regulatory region sequence-specific DNA binding; DNA-binding transcription factor activity, RNA polymerase II-specific.
AAUUAAUACCUGGAGGCUUCAGCUGCCUGCUAAGGAGACAGAUGGAGCUCAAGAUGGGAGGUGUUCCUUGAGACCCUAGACGUUAAAAGAUCCAGACUCCGGAUUUUGGUACUGUAUGUCCCCCGGGUUCCUGAGAGUGGAGGACACCUGUACAAGUGUGAAGCUUCCCGUCGGAGUUUCCUCGUCAAAAGUGGACAAGCCCAAUCAGGACUCUCUGUCUUGUGGUCUGGGGCCAGAGGGUCCCCCAGAAAGGAGUGCUGAAGUCCUCAUGCUGCAGCAGCUCCUGAUCACCCUGCCCACGGAGGCCAGCACCUGGGUGAAGUUGCACCAUCCAGAGAAGGCCAAGGAGGGCGUGCCCCUGUGGGAGAACGUGACUAAGAUGUUGGGAGGAGAAGCUCUGAUGGCUCAGGGUGCUGAUGAGACCCAUGGAGAAAGUUUCGAGGGUGAAAUGACCUCUGGGCCCCCAACAGCAGAAUUCCAGGAACUGUUGACCUUCAAGGACGUAUCUGUGGACUUCACCCAGGACGAGUGGGGGCAACUGGCCCCUGCUCACCGGAGUCUGUACCGGGAGGUGAUGCUGGAGAACUAUGGGAACCUGGUCUCAGUGGGAUAUCAGCUUUCCAAACCUGGUGUGAUUUCCCAGUUGGAGAAAGGAGAAGAGCCAUGGCUGAUUGAGAGAGACAUUUCAGGAGGUCCAACUUCAGACUUGGGGAGUAAAACAGAGACCAAAGAGUCAGCCUUAAAGAAUGACAUUUCAUGGGAAGAAUUACACUAUGGCCUGGUGAUGGAAAGGUCCACAAGAGGAAGCAUGUUGUAUUCUGCAUUGGGAAGAGUCUCCAAAUGUGAUAAGUUAGAAAGUCACCAGGAAAAUGAAGGAAUGGGUGAGGGGCAAAUCUCCUUGAUCCACAAGAAAACACUCACUCAGGAGAGAGACCAAGAAUCUAACAGAUUUGAGAAAAGUAUUAAUGUGAGCUCAAAAGUUAUUCCAGGACCAGUAGGUCCUCCAAGAAAAAGAGACCAUGAAUAUGACAUAUCUGGAAAGAGAAGUAGAUACAAUUUAGAUUUGAUUAAUCAUUCAAGGAGUUGUGCAAGAAGGAAAACCUUUGAAUGUAAUAUUUGUGAAAAAAUCUUCAAACAGCUCAUUCACCUUACAGAACACAUGAGAAUUCAUACUGGAGAGAAACCUUUCAGAUGUAAAGAAUGUGGAAAAGCCUUUAGCCAAAGUUCAUCCCUUAUUCCACAUCAGAGAAUCCAUACUGGUGAGAAACCCUAUGAAUGUAAGGAAUGUGGGAAAACCUUCAGACAUCCAUCAUCUCUUACUCAACAUGUUAGAAUUCAUACUGGGGAGAAGCCCUAUGAAUGUGGUGUAUGCGAGAAAGCAUUCAGCCAGAGCAUUGGGCUGAUCCAGCAUUUGAGAACUCAUGUUAGAGAGAAACCUUUCACAUGCAAAGACUGUGGAAAAGCAUUUUUCCAGAUUAGACACCUUAGGCAGCAUGAGAUUAUUCAUACUGGUGUGAAACCCUAUAUUUGUAAUGUAUGCAGUAAAACCUUCAGCCAUAGCACAUACCUAACUCAACACCAGAGAACUCAUACUGGGGAAAGACCAUAUAAAUGUAAGGAAUGUGGGAAAGCCUUUAGCCAGAGAAUACACCUUUCUAUCCAUCAGAGAGUCCACACUGGAGUGAAACCUUAUGAAUGCAAUCACUGUGGGAAAGCCUUUAGGCAUGAUUCAUCCUUUGCUAAACAUCAGAGAAUUCAUACUGGAGAAAAACCUUAUGACUGUAAUGAAUGUGGAAAAGCCUUCAGCUGCAGUUCAUCACUUAUUAGACAUUGCAAAACACAUUUAAGAAAUACUUUCAGCAAUGAUAUGUGAAAUAUGUUUAACAUCAAAGAAUCCUCAUAUUGGAGCAACAGCCUCUAAAUUAGUGGUUUUCUGACUUUUGGAUUUCAAGAACCAAUAACUUUUGUUUAAUGGUUUGACCCAAUGUUAUGACUAUUAGUUUUCUCAUAUUAAAAAAACCCACCUAUUGUCAGUAUUGUUUAAGAAAAGAAAGAGC